Molecule: messenger RNA, 1096 nt
Organism: Suillus fuscotomentosus
Lineage: Eukaryota; Fungi; Basidiomycota; Agaricomycetes; Boletales; Suillaceae
Exons: 6
Coding region: 78-725 (215 amino acids)
Source: RefSeq, a predicted model, not a curated record
UUCCCAAGUUCUUAGUACACUAAUUGAUAUCCUGCGCAUCAUCUUGCACCCCUCUCGUACAUCCAUUGCAUCCUCUGAUGCACCCUCUGUCACAUUCUUUUGCACCCUCUUGCACCUCUGUCGCACCCUCUUGCACCUCUGUCUCAUCCUCUUGCACCUCUGUCGCACCCUCUUGCACCUCCAUCUCAUCCUCUUGCACCUCUAUCUCAUCCUCUUGCACCUCCAUCCCAUCCUCUCGCAAUCUUCUUGCACCUCCACAGGCUCCACCCCAUCCUCUUGCGACCCUCUCGCAGCUCUGUUCUAUCCUGUCGCACCUCCGUCCCAUACUUUCGCACCCAAGAGAAUGCAGACUGGCGACGACGCUCUUGACAUCACGGAAGCUGCGCUAUAACUCGGUGAGUCUUACAAUCACUCCAAGUUCUCCAUCGCGCGGAUUGUAUCCCGAGCUCAGUGGACCACGAGCAAAACGAGGCACAGUCGAUCAUACAUUCACAUUACUCGAUGUCUUCCUUCCUGCCCAUCUCAUCCAUCUCCUCUCCCUCGUUAUCCUCCCCGCCUUCUUCCCUUUUCCUGCUCUCAUCCGUCGUCCGUAUUUGUCUAAGUCACGUCAGCAGUUGCUGAUGUGCACUGGGCACAUGCACUGUUAUGUUCUCGCUUACCUGUAUUGGGCCGUGGCUCAGGCCGAGCCGCUGCUGAGAGUAGUAGAAAGCAGGUGCGUGUCAUGAUCAAGAUCAAUCGCCUGCCUCUGCAUCCCAGCAGCUCAUGAGUCAUAACAAAUCAUCUCAUCACGGUCCAACGCAUCCCCAUGUCUCAUGACCAAAAGAACAGGUCCCAGCCGCUACAGGUGGUGGUAGCGGGAUGACAGUGUCAGAUGGCAGCAGGAGGCUGAGAGUGCAGGAUUUGUGGUUGGCAGUGGCCUAGCUGAGAGUGUCAUCGCAGGCAGUGAAUGUCGACAAAAGUACAAGCAGUCACGCAGUAUAUCAUAUAGUAGCUUCAAAGAUUUGGAAGCAAGUGUUAAAGAUGUGUGCCAUUGAAGGCUGUUAGCGACUCAGUGGAGAGGUGGUUGUGGUAGGUUGUCGAGUUCAAUACUGUAAUG